This is a messenger RNA of Eleginops maclovinus (Patagonian blennie), 1109 nucleotides long. RefSeq names its product protachykinin. The record is from RefSeq and is a predicted model, not a curated record. NCBI's taxonomy places the organism in Eukaryota, Metazoa, Chordata, Actinopteri, Perciformes, Eleginopidae. The transcript has 5 exons. Bases 478 to 756 code for a protein of 92 amino acids.
AUAUAUAUAAUGAAUGAAACUGUGUAUUAACAUAGUGUGAUUUUUAUAUUCAAACUACCUAUCAGUUUAAAGCAGUAAUUUCCUUUUCGACAGCUACAUUCAAAUGCUUUUAACACUGUCAUAUGCAAAAUGCAAUACGUAAUACAAUGCAGUUUAAGAUUUAAUACGCUAUAUGACACUCUGAGAGAGGCCAUCAGGCAUACAAAAGUUAAGUACAAUCAAAUAUAUGUCAAACGGAAGCAUGUGACUCAGAAUAAUUGGCGGAGUCGACUCAUCCACUCCAGCUGUGCGUAAAAGCCCUUGUGCACAAAAGGAGCGUCCCGUGGCACAAUGGCACAUCACCGCGGAUGAUUUAAAAACAAUCCAGCAUCGAGGUGUAGACUACCUGAACACACGUAUCAAUUAUUAGCUGUAAUCCAUUUUUAUAUAUAUUUCUACGCAGACGCAUUUCAUUGAAAUUCCGCACGGAUUGAUACGAUGGAGCUAGAUAAACUUGUUGUAAUAUAUGUUCUGCUUCUCACAAAUGUGUUCUGUCAAGAAAUGGAUGUUGACAACUGGAAAGAAGACAUCGAAGAGAAAUGGCCAAAUUCUGAAUUUAUUCGAAACAUAUUGUCGAGAAGAAAUCCAGGACCACGCCAAUAUAUCCAGGGGAAGAAACACUCCGCAAAAACAGAGACGGCACGUAAACGACAUCAAUUCCAAACCUUUGUGGGUCUGAUGGGUAAAAGGAGCUUUGAGGAUCAAGGAGCCCAGUAACCUGCACUGAAGAUUGAAGAUCUGCGUUGUUUUCCUACUUUAAUUUAGUCUGACAUUAUUUUCAUUGUAUGGUCAGUUUGUUAUCGUUCCAUUAAAAUAACUCACCAUUAGGCAUUGCCAUCUAGUGUUGAAAUGAAAUUAAGGAAAACAGAAGUGAUGAAUGCAUCAGUAAACAGUUAUUAUUUGAACAAAAAAAGUGUUCACCCCACAAAGUGUCCAUAAAAAAACCCAUCUCACUCUGUAUCGUCAUCACAGGUUUAUUAAGUGACUUUGUACAAUACAAAUGAAAAAUAAAAUUAAAAAUACAGAGAUAAAGUACAUAGCCAAAGCAAGUUUGCAGUUUUGACUCUUCA